Pungitius pungitius (ninespine stickleback) is the source of this 311-nucleotide messenger RNA. Its product is annotated as B-type lectin plumieribetin-like. The record is from RefSeq and is a predicted model, not a curated record. Bases 20 to 286 code for a protein of 88 amino acids. Lineage: Eukaryota; Metazoa; Chordata; Actinopteri; Perciformes; Gasterosteidae. The transcript has 2 exons.
UUUUUCUUGUUGCAGAAUCAUGAGUAAGAACUACUUGUCCAAAAACGAUGAACUCCGCAAGGGAGACUUUCUGGUCUCCAACAACAGGGAGUGGAAGGCCGUCUUCCAGGAGGAUGGCAACUUCGUCCUCUAUGGCUGGAAGCCUGCGUCACCCAAGUGGCACACAAACUCCUACAGACCCACAUCCAACAUGUGCCGCCUUCACCUGACCGAUGAGGGAAAACUGGUGGUCAGCAGGGAGGGUGAGGAGGUCUGGAACUCCGGUGAAAACGAAGGCAUGACGUGAUUCAUUGUGAACGUUGCGCUUUGAG